Molecule: messenger RNA, 1335 nt
Organism: Panicum virgatum (switchgrass)
Lineage: Eukaryota; Viridiplantae; Streptophyta; Magnoliopsida; Poales; Poaceae
Product: xylanase inhibitor protein 2-like
Exons: 1
Coding region: 87-1148 (353 amino acids)
Biological process (GO): carbohydrate metabolic process
Cellular component (GO): extracellular region
Molecular function (GO): chitinase activity
Source: RefSeq, a predicted model, not a curated record
CAGCGCCGCCGUUGAACACGGACACGUUGACACAUGGUCAGCAUGUGCAAGCUCGUCUAGCGCUGUCCUCCACUCUCAGUGACGAGAUGCUUCUGCGUCUUGUCUUCUUCGUGCCAACGUGCGGGUUGCCUACCAUUACCAAUCAUGCUCCUCUUCCGUGUGCUCGAUCUCCUUGCUUAAAUACACGUGCUCCGCGCUUGCAAUCUCGAUCGCAACAGGCACCACCACCACACACAACAAUGGCGUUCUCGCGGUGCUCGUGCAGCCUACUCGUAGCUCUCCUCUUGCUCCUCUCCCUCCUGGCGGUGGGGUCGCUCGCCGCCACGGGCCCCGGCGACAUCGCCGUGUUCUGGGGCCGGAACAAGGACGAGGGCACGCUGCGCGAGGCCUGCGACACGGGCGCCUACACCGCCGUCCUCAUCUCCUUCCUCACCGGCUUCGGCGGCGCCGCCAACAAGUCCUACUCGCUCGACCUCUCGGGCCACCCGCUCGCCGGCGUCGGCGACGACAUCAAGCACUGCCAGUCCAAGGGCAUCCUCGUGCUGCUCUCCAUCGGCGGGCCGGCCGGCAACAACGCCAACUACUCCCUCCCCACGCCGCGGUCCGCCGCGGAGCUCGCCAGCCACCUCUGGGACGCGUACCUCGGCGGCUCCCGCCCCGGCGUGCCCCGCCCGUUCGGCGACGCGGCGCUCGAUGGCGUCGACUUCUACAUCGACCAGCAGGGCGGCGCCGGCGCCGGCCACUACGACGAGCUCGCCAGGCGCCUGAGCGCCCACAACCGGAGCUACCGCGGCCGGCCCGGCGUGACGCUGACGGCGACGGUGCGGUGCGCGUACCCGGACCCCAGCCUCGCGGCGGCGCUCGCGACGGGGCUCUUCGCCCGCGUCCACGUCCGGCUGUACGGCGGCGACCUGCGGUGCGAGUGGGGGCAGUUCGACUCGUGGAACAAGUGGGCGGCGGCGUACCCGGGCAGCCGGGUGUUCGUCGGCGUCGUGGCGUCGCCGGAGGCCGACAAGGACGCGUACCUGUUCCAGAAGGACCUCUACUACGGCAUCCUGCAGUUCGCCGAGAAGGUGCCCAACUACGGCGGCCUCAUGAUCUGGGACAGGUACUACGACAAGAUCAACCACUACAUCAGCAGCAGCUAAACUUCGGACCUGGUUCACUUAAGCUUAAUCAUCGUCAAGUUUGUAAUCAACAAAUAAGAUGGAGAAAACUGGUAUGAAAUGGUCAUGAUAUGUAUUGGUAUGUGAGCAUGCACUGCAUUGUACUGCUCCUAAAUAAUUGUCAUUGUUCUAAUAAAUAAGAGAUAAUCCAUGUACAUUCUGUGUUCAA